Messenger RNA from Scleropages formosus (Asian bonytongue), 1016 nucleotides. RefSeq names its product LysM, putative peptidoglycan-binding, domain containing 4 (gene lysmd4). NCBI's taxonomy places the organism in Eukaryota, Metazoa, Chordata, Actinopteri, Osteoglossiformes, Osteoglossidae. The transcript is spliced from 3 exons. The record is from RefSeq and is a predicted model, not a curated record. The coding region runs from base 94 to 891 and encodes 265 amino acids.
AGUUAGUGUGCAUCGCAGGUUUUCCGAAAGGAAACUUAUAGGGAUUUAUGGGAUUAUGUAGAGAACUAUGUAGCGAAUCUCCUCAGAUUUGCCAUGGGGACUCGAGGGGAUUCUGCCCGCAGAGCGUUCCAGGCACCUGUGGACGUCCAUGCCAGUGCGGAUGGUCAGGUGUACCUCUUCAGUGGUGGGCCUGAUGACAUGUUAGAGGACUCCUCAGAAGAAGAAUUAAAUGUGAUGAAACUGAGGCCCCGUGGCCCAGCAUCAGCCAAGCGGGAGCAGAAGCGAGCUGGGGACAUCCUACUGCUUGAGCGAGACAUUUCGCAUGGUGACACCCUCAAUACUUUGGCACUGCAGUAUGGCUGCAAGGUAGCUGAUAUAAAGCGAGUGAACAAUCUCAUCCGAGAACAGGACUUGUAUGCGUUGAAGUCCAUCAAAAUUCCAGUGAAGAAGCACGGCCUUUUGACAGAGAGGAACAGCGAGCUCACCGGCAUUCAGCCAGGGAUGCAGCUCCCUCUGCCCCAGGGCUCAGCUGCUCUAGGACCCGGCCGGCCUCACUUGCAGGAAUACACAGAUUUCCUCAGAGAAAUUGACCGUGACAUCGAGCGGCUCAUCCAGACCACAGAGAACCAAGGCGAUGUGCUCUCUGAUACCCAAAAUGAACAGCAGCAGCACUCUGCGGACACGACUUCAGCCAACUAUGGAGCAGACUGGGGCAUUCAGUGGUGGAAUGCUGUGGUAGUCAUGCUUUUGAUUGGUAUCAUUUUGCCCUUGUUUUACGUAGUUUAUUACAAAACGCAGGAGAGACAGACUCAUUUGAAUGACAGUGUAAUGAGCACUACCUUCCUGUCUACCUCGAACAGCACAGGAAUAAAUCUCAGUACGACAAACUAGAUACUCAGUUUACAGAAAUUAUGAGAAGUGUAACUUGAAACUGAAACUCUUUAGAAAUUGUUCUUAAAUUUUUUUGUCCAACGCAAGAGAAAUGUUCAUAUUUAAUUUUUUUUAACGUUACUUCA